Paramecium octaurelia is the source of this 1493-nucleotide messenger RNA. The record is from the annotation of a GenBank genome assembly. NCBI's taxonomy places the organism in Eukaryota, Ciliophora, Oligohymenophorea, Peniculida, Parameciidae.
AUGUCUAAUAACACAGAGGAAGAAUUGCAAAGUUAAAUGCAGUAAAUCAUUGAAAAUGGAAUAUUAAAAAAUAUUGAGAACGUAUAGCUGAAAAAUAAAGUUAUUUAAAGUCUUUAGUUGAAGAGAGUUUCAAAGUUAACUUUAAUUGGUAUUGAUAUAAGUAUAGAAUUAAAUUAUAAUAAGUUCUUGACUUAAAGUUUCGAGGUGGUACAACCCAACUAAAAGAUAAAUACUCAAAAACAUAUGUUAAGCUGUUCGCUUAAUUGCCUUAACCAAAAGAUGAGAUUAUCAAUUUCAUUCUUUUCUUAAUAACAUAUAAUAUUCAUUGGUAUUUAUGGAAAGACCCAGAAUACAAAGAACAAGUGAACAUUAGGUAGUUUUUUCAAAAUAAUUGAAGGUUUGUAUACGAUUGUUAUCAUAUAAUGAUAUUUUACUCAAAUGGAUUAUAUGUAUCAGAUGCAUAUAUAAGAGGAUAAAUAGAUAAAAUUUUUACGUCUAAGUUUUUAGAAUAUGAGAGAAUUUAAGAUUAGAUUAUAAUGUAAAAGAAAUUGGAAUAAAAGAGAAAAGCCUAAGAAAAAACGUUUUUAGGAAGGAAACUUAUGUUCCCUAACCUUUCAGGGGAUGGAUUAACAUUUGCAAAACAUUUAAGUGAAAAAUUGAAACCCCAAAAAAUAGUGAGGAAGGAUUCUACAAAAAUUGAAUAGUUUGAAGAUCAGAACGUAUAAGUAUCAGCAUAAACUAAAUAUUUACUAUCUCAUCUUUAACUAAAUGUUAAUUAAGUUUCUCCUUCAGUAAAACUAGUUUUACAUAUGAACAAACCACAAGUUCCAUUUUCAAGACCAAAAAUGCUUUAGCAUAACUUCGAGAAGUCGGACGAAAAACUCAAAUUUGUUGGUUUGCUUAAUAAUCAACCUUAAGUGUAGAAAAAAUAAGAUAUAAAAUAUACUUAGAAUAUUUUAGAUAAAUUUAAUUUGAGAGCUCCUCCAAAGGAAUACUAUUAAAAAUUUGCAAAAGUAGACCCUUUAUUUAAGGAAAUGCUUGAAUUAAAUUAUGUUCUUAACAACCAUUAAGAGAGUCUUCAUGAUCUAUAUUAAUUUAAGGAGUUGGGACAAUAUGAAGUUUAGAUGCCAUUAUCUGAAGAGUCCCCCUAAGAGUAGCAAACUCAACAUAAGUCACAAUUUGAUAGUCCUGAAGAUGGAACCAAUACAUAACCUGCUUAAUAAGAUUAACCUCAAAUAACUUUGCCCUAAGUUUAAGCAGAAUAGAAUUUAAAGAUUACUGAUUCAAUAAACAUGCUUGGUUAGCGAUAAUAGUAAUAACAGAAAUAAGAUGUACCACUUUAUUAGUCAAAAUAAAAAGAAUACAAACAAAAAUAUGAUAGAUUUAUUUAAUCUGAGAGCACAGAUAAUAAAAUUAAUAGUAUAUAUGUUGAUCUCCAGAAGAAGUAACAUGUGUUAAUGAAUCAUCACCAUAAGAGUUCAAGAAGAAAAUGA